This is a messenger RNA of Lolium perenne, 1511 nucleotides long. Its product is annotated as probable inactive receptor kinase At1g27190. Lineage: Eukaryota; Viridiplantae; Streptophyta; Magnoliopsida; Poales; Poaceae. Gene Ontology annotation, molecular function: protein binding. The record is from RefSeq and is a predicted model, not a curated record.
CUCAGCUUUCUCCCCGCCGCGCCAAAACACACACACGGCACGAGUCAGUCUACCCCGCGCCUGGUCUCCCCGCCACCACCGGCACCACCAAUCCGGCCGCCAUGUCUAACUUGCUCCUCCUGCUCCUCUUCCUGGCCAUAGCCGUCAAACUGACGCCCGCCUCCGCGCAACCAGCACCGGCGUCACCAGUCAAGGAGGAUGACGUGCGGUGCCUCCGCGGCAUCGAGCAAAGCCUCAAAGACCCCGACGGCCGCCUCUCCUCCUGGACCUUCACCAACACCACGCCCGGCGCCAUCUGCAAGCUCGCCGGCGUCGCCUGCUGGAACCGGCUGGAGUCGCGCGCCCUCGCCCUCUCCCUCUCCGGCUUCGGCCUCCAGGGUGCCGUACCCUCCUCGCUCCAGUACUGCCGGUCCACAAACACGCUGGACCUCUCCAACAACUCUCUCUCUGGGCCGAUCCCGCCCGCGUUCUGCGACUGGCUCCCUUUCCUCGUCAACCUCGACCUCUCCGGCAACCGCCUCUCCGGCCCCCUCCCCUCCGAGCUCGCCAACUGCGUCUUCCUCAACUCGCUUAAGCUCAAUGGCAACACCCUCUCUGGCCAGAUCCCCGCAUCUCUCUCGCGGCUGAGCCGCCUCAGGUCGCUCCACCUCUCUGACAACCGGCUCGAGGGCCAGAUCCCGCCCCAGCUCGGCGCAGCCUUUCCAAACGAGUCCUUCUCCGGGAACCCUGGUUUGUGCGGACCUCCGGUUUCCCCGCGCUGCGGCCGCGGGCUUGGUGUAUAAUGAUUUAUUUACUACCGUUUCAAAUACACUUUUGUCAAACCAUUUUAUGUUCAAUCAUGGAUUCUGAGAAUCAUGAGUUGGGUGCUUUAAAUUUCAACUGUGAUGAUAGCACACCGUCAGAUUGAUAAUUAGAUGUCAUAUGGAAUAUUUUCAUAAUGUGUAGCUCUUGCUAUUUAAGGCAACAUGUUCUUAUAAAAACUAAGGGUCCACAUAUCUGAAAAUACCAAUCGGAACCUGGCAACGCGCGAGGAUGAAAGUGGAGCCAAUCACAGCUGACAACAUGUGUAUUUUCAGCAGUAUAUGAUAUGUAUGUCUUGGUCACGGCUUCGUAUUCAUUAAAUCAUCCAUCCUCUUUUCUCCUUCCUUCUUUAACGCGGGGCAACGAUCACACUGUACAAGUCCAUAAUUGCUGCAAGGUACUGUGCGACAAGUUCAGCCCUCUUCAAAGCCACCCAGUCACCCACCACUAACCACUGGUCAUUUCCUCUUGAGCUCUUCAUGGCAGCAAGCUCCUCUGGCCGGCAUGCUUCUCCGCUCAAGAUGCAUGGCAGCGAACUCUUGGCCGACGUGAUCCUCUGGGUGAGCUCCACGGCAUCGAGCUCUUCCAGCCGCUGUGCUCGUCCGUGCGAUCUCGAUGCAGCGAGUCCCUCCGGCCGCAAUGGUCCUCGGCGCAAGCUGCAUGGCAGCGAGAUCUCAGGCCGUGUGCUCCUCCGAAGGUGGACGCGUGCU